AUGGAUCCUGGGUACACAUCAUGUAAUGAAGACAGCCAACGAUUCAAUGAUCCGACACUAUAUCGCAGCCUCGUAGGUGCGUUGUUGUACUUAGCCGUCAACGCUCGACCUAAUCUUUCCUUGAGUGUCGGAAUGCUUUGGAGGAAAGUAAGCGAACCUAACCAUAUGGAUUGGGGUGCAGCAAAGCGCGUGCUGCAAUAUCUAAGUGUUACGAAAGAUUGGCGACUGAAAUUCGGACCAGAUGAAGGAUGGUGCCUAAGAUGUUUCUCUGAUUCGGACUGGGCCGGAGAACGUCGAACGAGAAGAUCAACUACAGGGUUCAUCUUUUUCUAUGGAAGUGGUCCAAUAAGCAGGAUCAGUAAGGGUCAAAGUUCCGUGGCUCUUUCGUCUCUUGAGGCAGAGUAUAAUGCUCUAUCGCUAGCUUGUCAGGAAACCGUUUGGUUGAGGCGAUUAUUAACCGAACUAGGAGAACCCGAAGAAAAGGCUACAAUCAUCUAUGAAGACAACCAAGGGUGUCUCAGUUUCGCGACGUCGGAGAGGACCAGUGGUCGUGUCAAGCACAUAGACACAAAGAGGCAUUACGUGCGAGAGUUGGUUGAACAGAAGGUUAUUAAGCUAGUGUAUCGUCCAACCAACGAAAUGGUCGCCGAUGCGUUAACGAAGCCAUUGGGACCUACAGAAGUACAAAAAUUUGUCAAUCAAGUUGGAUUAAAACUUUAG
Toxorhynchites rutilus septentrionalis is the source of this 720-nucleotide messenger RNA. RefSeq lists its product as uncharacterized. Lineage: Eukaryota; Metazoa; Arthropoda; Insecta; Diptera; Culicidae. The transcript has a single exon. The record is from RefSeq and is a predicted model, not a curated record. Bases 1 to 720 code for a protein of 239 amino acids.